AUGUAUGCUUUCAGAGUUUCCCACAAUGCAAUCUCCCUCUUAAUACGUAAUGUUUGUGAAGCUAUCAUCGAGAUAUACGCCGAAGAAGUAAUUGCUUGCCCAGUAACCCCCGAUGAAUGGAAGACCAUCGCAGACGGAUUUGGAGUUCGAUGGCAGCUGCACCAUUGUCUUGGUGCACUUUAUGGCAAACAUAUAGCUAUCAAAUGUCCAAAAAAUGGUGGUUCUCUCUACUACAAUCAUAAGGGCUUCUAUUCCGUAAUUUUACUAGCACUUGUGGAUGCGCACUAUAAGUUUGUUUGGAUCAGGAAGAACAAUGAUAUAGUAGGUGGUAACCGGCUUACUUGUGCUGCUAAAGCUCAGAAAGAGUAUCUCAAGGCUUACUACAACUCGGAAGCAGGAGUAGUGCCUUGGCAGGGAAACAUGAUUUGA
Messenger RNA from Saccostrea cuccullata (small rock oyster), 429 nucleotides. RefSeq lists its product as uncharacterized. Bases 1 to 429 code for a protein of 142 amino acids. Lineage: Eukaryota; Metazoa; Mollusca; Bivalvia; Ostreida; Ostreidae. The transcript has a single exon. The record is from RefSeq and is a predicted model, not a curated record.